Microthlaspi erraticum is the source of this 5136-nucleotide messenger RNA. NCBI's taxonomy places the organism in Eukaryota, Viridiplantae, Streptophyta, Magnoliopsida, Brassicales, Brassicaceae. The record is from the annotation of a GenBank genome assembly.
AUGGCUGCCGCUAACGCUCCGAUCAUCAUGAAGGAGAUCCUAACGCUCCCGAGCGUUGGGAUCAAUCAGCAACAUAUCACCUUUACGCAUGUUACAAUGGAGUCGGACAAGUACAUUUGUGUGAGAGAAACUUCGCCGCAGAACAGUGUUGUGAUUGUAGACAUGAGUAUGCCUACGCAGCCUUUGAGGAGGCCUAUCACUGCAGAUUCCGCACUAAUGAAUCCCAACACAAGGAUUCUUGCGUUGAAAGCUCAACUACAGGGCACCACUCAGGAUCAUCUACAGAUAUUCAACAUUGAGGCUAAAUCGAAAAUUAAAUCACAUCAGAUGCCUGAGCAGGUCGUGUUUUGGAAGUGGAUUUCCCCAACUAUGUUGGGUUUGGUCACACAAACCUCUGUAUAUCAUUGGUCAAUUGAGGGUGAUUCUCCACCUGUUAAGGUGUUUGAUAGGACAGCGAACUUGGCAAACAAUCAGAUUAUAAACUAUAAAUGUGAUCCCUCUGAAAAGUGGCUAGUCUUGAUUGGAAUUGCCCCUGGUUCACCUGAGAGACCACAACUGGUGAAAGGGAAUAUGCAGCUUUUUUCUGUUGAUCAGCAGCGUAGUCAAGCCCUUGAAGCUCAUGCUGCUUCAUUUGCUCAGUUUAAGGUCCCUGGAAAUGAAAAUCCAUCUACUCUUAUUUCAUUUGCAACGAAGAGUGUUAAUGCUGGGCAGAUAACCUCUAAGCUGCAUGUGAUUGAGCUUGGUGCCCAACCAGGAAAACCAUCUUUUAGCAAGAAGCAAGCAGACCUCUUUUUCCCUCCGGAUUUUCAAGAUGACUUUCCAGUUGCUAUGCAGGUAUCUCAAAAGUACGGUUUGAUUUACGUCAUCACCAAGCUUGGGCUACUAUUUGUGUACGAUUUGGAGACAGCUACUGCUGUGUACAGAAAUCGAAUAAGUCCAGAUCCCAUAUUUUUGACUUCUGAUGCCUCAGCAGUCGGGGGUUUUUAUGCAAUCAAUAGGAAGGGGCAAGUCCUUCUUGGAACCGUUAAUGAUGCAACUAUAAUACCUUUUGUUAGUGGCCAGCUGAACAAUUUAGAGCUUGCUGUCAGUCUUGCGAAAAGAGGGAACCUUCCUGGAGCAGAAAACUUGGUUGUCCAACGUUUCCAAGAGCUUUUUGCGCAAACAAAGUAUAAAGAGGCUGCUGAGCUUGCUGCAGACUCUCCUCAGGGAAUACUUCGAACACCUGAUACAGUUGCUAAAUUUCAGAGUGUUCCUGUUCAAGCGGGGCAAACACCUCCUCUGCUACAGUACUUCGGGACUCUCUUAACUAAAGGGAAGCUUAACGAGUAUGAGUCCUUGGAACUUUCUCGCCUUGUUGUGAACCAAAAUAAAAAGAAUCUUCUGGAAAAUUGGUUGGCAGAGGACAAAUUGGAAUGCAGUGAGACGCUAGGAGACCUUGUGAAGACUGUGGACAAUGAUCUUGCGCUGAAAAUAUACAUUAAAGCGAAGGUGACCCCCAAAGUUGUUGCUGCCUUUGCAGAAAGGAAAGAGUUUGACAAAAUUUUAAUCUACUCGAAGCAGGUUGGGUACACACCUGACUACCUCUUUCUCCUGCAAACCAUUCUUCGUACAGAUCCUCAGGGGGCUGUCAAUUUUGCUUUAAUGAUGUCCCAAAUGGAGGGAGGAUGCCCAGUUGAUUAUAAUACCAUCACAGACCUUUUUCUUCAGAGAAACUUGAUCAGAGAAGCCACAGCAUUUUUAUUGGAUGUGCUGAAGCCAAAUUUACCUGAGCACGGAUUUCUUCAGACAAAGGUGCUUGAGAUCAAUUUGGUUACGUUUCCCAAUGUGGCUGAGGCAAUUCUUGCCAACGGGAUGUUCACUCACUAUGAUCGUCCACGUAUUGCUCAACUCUGUGAAAAAGCUGGCCUGUUCAUUCAGUCUCUUAAGCAUUACUCGGAGUUGCCAGACAUCAAGCGCGUUAUUGUUAAUACCCAUGCAAUUGAACCACAGGCUCUUGUGGACUUUUUUGGUACCCUAUCUCGUGAAUGGGCUCUGGAGUGUAUGAGGGACCUUUUGCUGGUCAAUCUUAGAGGAAAUCUGCAGAUAAUAGUGCAGACUUGCAAAGAAUAUUGUGAGCAGUUGGGAGUGGAUUCAUGUAUCAAAAUUUUUGAGCAAUUUAAGUCAUAUGAGGGGCUCUACUUUUUCUUGGGUUCCUAUAUCAGUAUGAGUGAGGAUCCUGAGAUUCACUUUAAGUAUAUUGAGGCUGCUGCAAAAACUGGCCAAAUAAACGAAGUGGAGCGGGUGACAAGAGAAUCCAAUUUCUAUGACGCUGAAAAAACCAAGAACUUUCUGAUGGAAGCUAAACUUCCUGACGCUCGUCCGCUGAUCAAUGUUUGUGAUCGUUUUGGUUUUGUCCCGGACCUCACUCAUUACCUCUACACGAGCAACAUGCUUCGUUAUAUUGAAGGCUAUGUACAGAAGGUGAAUCCUGGCAAUGCCCCCUUGGUCGUGGGGCAAUUGCUGGAUGAUGAAUGCCCAGAGGAUUUCAUCAAAGGUCUUAUCCGUUCUGUUCGUACUUUACUUCCAGUUGAACCGCUUGUCGAGGAGUGUGAGAAGAGAAACCGACUUCGACUCCUCACUCAGUUCCUUGAGGAACGGGUUAGCGAAGGAAGUCAAGAUGUGCAUGUCCACAAUGCCCUGGGUAAAAUUAUUAUUGACAGCAACAAUAACCCAGAGCACUUCCUGACUACCAACCCUUACUAUGACUCUCGAGUUGUUGGAAAGUACUGUGAGAAGCGGGAUCCCACCCUUGCAGUUGUGGCGUACCAAAGAGGACAGUGUGAUGAUGAGCUCAUCAAUGUUACAAACAAGAACUCAUUGUUUAAAUUGCAGGCUAGGUAUGUUGUUGAAAGGAUGGAUGAAACUCUCUGGGAUAAGGUUCUUAUUCCUGAAAAUGAAUAUCGAAGACAGCUUAUUGAUCAGGUUGUAUCAACUGCUUUACCAGAAAGCAAGAGCCCAGAACAAGUGUCAGCUGCUGUGAAAGCUUUCAUGACCGCGGAUCUACCCCAUGAACUCAUUGAGCUUCUCGAAAAGAUUGUGCUUCAGAACUCAGCUUUCAGUGGAAACUCCAACCUUCAAAAUCUGCUUAUUUUGACAGCUAUCAAGGCGGAUCCAUCGAGAGUCAUGGACUAUGUUAACAGAUUGGAUAACUUUGAUGGACCUGCUGUUGGGGAAGUGGCUGUGGAAGCCCAAUUGUAUGAGGAAGGAUUCUCUAUUUUCAAGAAAUUCAAUUUGAAUGUCCAGGCUGUUAAUGUGUUACUGGACAACAUUAGAAGUAUCGAGCGAGCUGUUGAGUUUGCAUUCCGUGUUGAAGAUGAUACAGUUUGGAGUCAGGUUGCUAAGGCUCAACUUAGGGAGGGACUUGUUAGUGAUGCAAUAGAGUCAUUUAUCCGUGCUGAUGAUGCCACUCAGUUCCUUGAUGUUAUCCGCGCCGCUGAGGAUGGGGAUGUCUACCAUGACUUAGUUAAAUAUCUUCUGAUGGUUAGGCAGAAAGUGAAGGAGCCCAAGGUUGACAAUGAACUGAUAUACGCCUAUGCAAAGAUUGACAGGUUGAGUGACAUUGAAGAGUUUAUUCUGAUGCCGAAUGUUGCAAAUCUUCAAACUGCCGGCGAUCGUUUAUAUGAUGAAGCCAUGUAUGAGGCUGCCAAGAUAAUCUACGCAUUUAUAUCUAACUGGGCCAAGUUAGCAGUCACACUUGUGAAGUUGAAACAGUUCCAAGGUGCUGUCGAUGCAGCACGGAAAGCUAACAGUGCAAAGACAUGGAAAGAAGUUUGCUUUGUUUGCGUUGAUGCUGAAGAGUUCCGCCUGGCACAGAUAUGCGGGCUUAACAUCAUUAUACAGGUUGAUGAUUUGGAAGAGGUCAGCGAGUAUUACCAGAACCGUGGCUGCUUCAAUGAACUAAUAUCUCUAAUGGAGAGUGGUUUAGGACUGGAACGUGCACACAUGGGGAUCUUUACUGAGUUAGGAGUUCUAUAUGCUAGAUACCGUCCAGAGAAACUGAUGGAGCAUAUUAAGCUCUUUUCAACAAGACUUAACAUUCCCAAGCUUAUCCGAGCUUGCGACGAGCAACAACACUGGAAGGAACUUGUUUAUCUGUACAUCCAGUAUGAUGAAUUUGAUAAUGCUUCGACCACUGUGAUGAACCACUCCCCAGAAGCUUGGGAUCAUAUGCAGUUCAAAGAUAUUGUCGCCAAAGUUGCUAAUGUGGAGUUAUAUUAUAAAGCAGUGCAUUUCUACUUGGAAGAACACCCAGACAUCAUUAACGAUCUUCUCAAUGUCCUUGCACUAAGGUUGGAUCAUGCCCGUGUUGUUGACAUCAUGCGCAAGGCUGGACAGCUGCUUCUUAUCAAGCCCUACAUGGUCGCUGUUCAGAGCAACAAUGUAUCCGCCGUAAAUGAAGCGUUGAACCAGAUUUAUGUAGAAGAGGAAGAUUACGAAAGGCUGCGUGAAUCCACUGAUUUGCAUGAUAGCUUUGACCAAAUAGGUCUUGCUCAGAAGAUUGAGAAACAUGAACUUCUCGAGAUGAGACGUGUAUCGGCUUACAUAUACAAAAAGGCUGGAAGGUGGAAGCAAUCCAUUGCAUUGUCGAAAAAAGAUAAGCUGUACAAGGACUGCAUGGAAACAGCUUCACAGUCCGGAGACCGUGAACUAGCAGAGGAGUUGCUUGUUUAUUUCGUCGAACAGGGAAAGAAGGAAUGCUUUGCAACAUGCCUGUUUGUCUGCUACGACUUGAUCCGACCAGAUGUUGCGCUUGAGCUAGCUUGGAUCAAUAAUAUGAUUGACUUUGCCGUCCCGUACCUCUUGCAGUUUAUGCGAGAAUACACAGGAAAAGUCGAUGAACUCAUAAAGGACAAGAUCGAAGCUCAGAAAGAAGUCAAGGCUAAAGAGCAAGAUGAUAAAGAGGUUAUGUCGCAACAGAACAUGUAUGCUCAGUUACUGCCACUGGCUUUGCCUGCACCGCCAAUGCCAGGAAUGAGCGGAGGCUACUCUGCACCACCACCAGGAAUGGCCGGACUCUACUCUGAGCCACCACCAGGAAUGGCCGGAAUGCCUCCGAUGCCACCAUAUGGCAUGCCACCAAUGGGAGGAGGCUACUGA